AUUCGUGUGUCUAUCCCAGUUACGAUUAUACAACGGAUCCCGAUUAUCACCGUAAUAGGUCCCCCCGAAGGCAGAGGUUUCAUUACUUACCGUGGUCGACGACUGUGCGAUUCGAUUCCAGUAGUAGAUGGACAAGAUUUGUCCUCAACGUCGCGUUCCGGUGGGUUGGGUGGGAUGACGGUGUGAUGCAUACGCACACACACCCACCACCAACCACCAUUAGCCGGCCACUAAACAAUUGACCGAGGUGACAGAGCACAUUUUUGCACUAGAACCUGCCCGUUCGAUAAGCGUGGCGUGUGUUUAUCGCGAUUUUCUGCCACUACCAAAUCGGUGCAAUCUUCGCGCACGCUCCUCACUCGCUGACGAUCAGUCGUAGUGAGCGGAGCUACUUGGAUUCCACAGUGCUUUUUUUGUUUGAAAUCGCUGCGCGCUAGUGCUACUACGAUUCAACACUUUAGUGACAGCUUGAAUUCUGCAGUUGUGCUCAUUUGUCAACCACUUCCAGUCUCCAGUUACCGAAAGUGUUUUCGAGUGAUUUUUGCACAGUGUUGUGAAAUUAGCUGCAAAUUAUCUUUCUGUGCCCAAAAACCGUCCCCAUCAUCAUGGAGGUGAUUUUCUCUAUCAAUGCGAAACCUUAUCAAAUCAACUCGACGAGUGUGCCGGUUGAUACGUCCUUGAACACUUUCAUCCGCAACCAUGCCCAUCUCAGUGGCACCAAGUUCAUGUGCCUUGAGGGAGGCUGCGGUGCUUGCGUCGUCAAUCUGAGCGGAGCACAUCCGGUCACCGGAGAUGUCUUCUCCUAUGCUGUCAACUCGUGCUUGUUUCCUGUUCUCGCCUGCCAUGGCAUGGACAUUACCACCGUCGAGGGUAUUGGUGACAAGCAGCGGGGCUACCAUGCCACCCAAAAGCUGCUGGCCCACUUCAACGGUACCCAGUGUGGCUACUGCUCCCCUGGCAUGGUCAUGAACAUGUACAGUCUGCUGGAAGCGAAGAAGGGAAAGGUCACCAUGGAGGAGAUCGAGAACUCUUUCGGUGGUAACAUCUGCCGCUGUACCGGCUACCGACCGAUUCUGGACGCCUUCAAGGCACUGGCCGUCGAUGCUGAUCCCAAGCUCAAGGCAAAGUGCCAGGAUAUUGAGGAUCUUACCAAGAUCUGUCCCAAGACCGGAUCGGCCUGUGCUGGCAAGUGUGCCGCGGCAGGAAAAACUAACCCCAACAAAGGCCUCCAUCUGAGCUUCGAGGAGCAAAAGGAGUGGCACAAGGUGUACAACGUGAGCGACAUCUUUGCCAUCUUCGAAAGCAUUGGAGAUAAGCCGUACACGCUCAUUGGAGGUAACACUGCCCACGGUGUGUACCGUCGAAGCGACGGAAUUCAAGUCUUCAUCGAUAUCAACGCUGUCCAAGAGCUGCGGACCAGUUCCGUUGGAAGCUCUCUUACUAUUGGAGCUGGAACUUCGCUGACUGAGCUGAUGGACUUGUUGACCAACACGGCAAAGCAAAACAAUAACUUUUCCUACUUCGAGCACAUGGUUCGUCACAUCGAUUUGAUUGCCAACGUGCCUGUUCGUAAUACUGGAACCAUCGCUGGUAACCUCAGCAUCAAGAACCAACACAACGAGUUCCCCUCCGACCUCUACUUGAUCUUGGAGGCUGCCAACGCGACACUGACCAUCUUGGAGUCCCAAGGCAAGACAUCUACCGUCCGACCGUCCCAGUAUGUCACCAUGAAUAUGAACAAAAAGCUGCUCCUCAAUGUUAUCCUUCCUCCGCUCUACCCAUCCGUCUACGUUUAUCGCACAUUCAAGAUCAUGCCCCGUGCUCAGAACGCUCACGCAUACGUCAACGGAGCCUUCCUGUUAAAGCUGGAGGGUUCUGAGAUCAUCUCCAGCAACAUUUGCUUCGGUGGAAUUGAUCCUCAGUUUACCCAUGCACUCAAGACGGAAGAGUUCCUCAAGGGCAAGAACCUUCUUACCAAUGAAACGAUCCAAGGUGCUCUCAAGACUCUGGCCGCUGAGCUGAAUCCCGACUGGGUGCUUCCGGAUGCUGCUCCUGAGUAUCGUAAAAAUCUUGCCCUAUCAUUGUUCUACAAAUUUGCCCUUAACAUUGCUCCGGAGCUGAAUGCAUCCGUUAAAAAUGAGUACAAGUCCGGUGGAUCCGUUCUCGAUCGACCACUUUCGUCUGGCACGCAAUCGUUCGACACGAUUAAGGAGAACUGGCCGCUCACUAAGAACAUCCCGAAAAUUGAAGGGCUGUUGCAAACUUCCGGCGAAGCAAAGUACGCCAACGAUUUGCCCGUCUUUCCGAACGAGCUGUAUGCGGCCUUCGUCCUAGGAACGGAGUCACAAACGACGAUUGUCAACAUUGAUGCUUCGGAAGCGCUGAAACUACCGGGCGUUGUUGCCUUCUACUCGGCAAAGGACAUCCCUGGGGCCAACAAUUUCAUGUACUUCAAAGGAUUCAUGGGACCUCACGAUGAGGAAAUUUUCUGCAGCGAGAAAAUCAUCUACCACGGCCAACCGGUUGGUCUGAUUGUCGCUGAAACGUUCAGUCUGGCUAACCGGGCCACCAAACUGGUGAAGGUACAGUACGGAACAACGGCGUCUGUACGUUACCCGACCGUAAAGGAUGUGCUGCGCGCUAAGGCCACUGAACGGUUGCACGAUAUGCCGUACAGUACGCUGGGCGAAGAGUUUGAAGCUGCACCCGAAGGUGCGAUCAAGGUGAAGGGAACCUUUGAAAUUGGUGGCCAGUACCAUUACACGAUGGAGACGCAGACCUGCGUCUGCAUCCCGAUCGAGGACGGUAUGGACGUGUACUCCGCAACGCAGUGGAUCGAUUUCACGCAAAUUGCCAUCUCCAAGAUGCUACAGGUGCCGGAGAACAGCCUCAACCUGUACGUCCGUCGCUUGGGCGGUGGUUACGGAAGCAAGGGUACAAGGGCCACCCUGAUUGCAUGUGCGGCGGCCCUCGCUGCCCACAAAACCCGCCGGCCGGUGCGUCUGGUGAUGACGCUCGAGGCUAACAUGGAAGCCAUCGGUAAGCGGUACGGUGUCGUCUCCAACUACGAGGUGGACGUGCAAAAGGAUGGAAGGAUUACCAAGCUGCACAACGAGUACGUGCAUGACUUUGGAUCCUGUCUGAACGAGUCGAUGGGCCACUGUGCCGAGUUUUUCCGAAACUGUUACGACAACAAGGCGUGGAAGACGGUCGCCAAGGGUGCCGUUACGGAUUCUGCUAGUAACACCUGGUGCCGUGCACCAGGUACGACCGAGGGCAUUGCCAUGGUGGAAACCAUCAUGGAGCACGUCGCACACGCGACCGGGCUGGAUCCGCUCGACGUACGCAUGGCGAACAUGCCGAAGGAUUUGAAAAUGUACGAGCUGAUGCCGGAGUUCCGUACCGACGUCAAGUACGAUCUGCGCAAGAAGCAGAUCGACCAGUUUAAUCGUGAGAACCGCUGGAGAAAGCGUGGCAUUGCCAUCACGCCGAUGCGCUACCCGCUCGGGUAUUUCGGUUCGAUUCAUGCGCUGGUGUCGAUCUACCAUACGGACGGCACGGUCGCCAUCACGCACGGUGGCAUUGAGAUGGGCCAGGGCAUGAACACGAAGGUCGCCCAGGUCGCGGCCUAUGUGCUGGGCAUUCCGAUGGAAAAGAUUAGCAUCAAACCGUCGGCCAACAUGACGUCACCGAACGCUAUCUGUACCGGUGGAAGCAUGACCAGCGAGACCGUGUGCUUCGCGGUAAAGAAGGCAUGCGAGAUUCUGCUUGAGCGCAUGAAACCGAUCCGGGAGGAGCUGAAGGACGCACCCUGGGAAACGGUCGUGGAAACGAGCCACUUCAAGAACGUGGACCUGUGUGCGACCUACAUGUACAAGGCGGAAGAUCUGCAGGCCUACAUCAUCUGGGGUUUGACCUGCAGCGAGGUGGAGAUCGACGUGCUGACCGGCAACGUACAGCUUCGUCGGGUUGACAUUUUGGAGGAUACGGGUGAAAGCUUGAGCCCCGGUAUCGAUGUCGGUCAGGUGGAGGGUGCGUUCAUUAUGGGCGUUGGCUACUACUUGACCGAAGCGUUGGUCUACGAUCCGCAGACGGGUGCACUGCUGACGAACCGCACCUGGACGUACAAGCCGCCGGGCGCGAAGGACAUUCCGGUCGACUUCCGCGUGCGCUUCCUGCAGAAGAGCUCCAACGCGACCGGUGUGCUCCGAUCGAAGGCAACCGGUGAACCGGCCAUGAAUAUGACCGUGUCCGUACUGUGCGCUUUGCGCAAUGCAGUACUCGCCGCACGUAUCGAUGCGGGGCUACCGAACGAUUGGGUUCAGCUCGGUGCGCCAUCCACGCCCGAUCAGGUGUAUCUGAUGGCGGGUAACUCGGCGGAGCAGUAUCUGCUGAACUAAUGCAUUUUGCGUGGUCCCAUACCAUUUGCUUUAUUAAUUGGUGUUUUAUUUGGUUGAAAUGCAAUGUUUGCAUCACCUGUAUUGUAGCAUGGAAUCAAUAAACUAUAAAGAAUAUAGAAAAAGAGAUGAAGAAAUUACAA
This is a messenger RNA of Anopheles gambiae (African malaria mosquito), 4540 nucleotides long. Its product is annotated as xanthine dehydrogenase/oxidase. NCBI's taxonomy places the organism in Eukaryota, Metazoa, Arthropoda, Insecta, Diptera, Culicidae. Gene Ontology annotation, molecular function: oxidoreductase activity; 2 iron, 2 sulfur cluster binding; iron ion binding. The transcript has 6 exons. The record is from RefSeq and is a predicted model, not a curated record. Bases 606 to 4400 code for a protein of 1264 amino acids.